This is a messenger RNA of Gadus morhua (Atlantic cod), 968 nucleotides long. It is a transcript of the gene gng4, whose product is annotated as G protein subunit gamma 4. Gene Ontology annotation, cellular component: heterotrimeric G-protein complex. Gene Ontology annotation, molecular function: G-protein beta-subunit binding. Lineage: Eukaryota; Metazoa; Chordata; Actinopteri; Gadiformes; Gadidae. The record is from RefSeq and is a predicted model, not a curated record. The transcript is spliced from 3 exons. Gene Ontology annotation, biological process: G protein-coupled receptor signaling pathway. Bases 562 to 789 code for a protein of 75 amino acids.
AUAGCGUGUUCUGCCGGGAUGGAGCCGAGAGAUAGAGCUCGCUAUUACACACAUACACACCACCACACACGAACAAGGACUCACACACACGAAAACAGACACACACGAAAACCCACACGCACACACACAGAUGUACACACAGAGUCGUACACACACAUACACACACUGUACACAGGCUGCCGUUGGACCUCCAGGUUGAUGCUUGGUUCCUGCCCCACAUAUUGGCUCGUCAUCGAGAGAUUCCCCCUGCUGCUGCGUGCGUAAUACUCUCCAGGUCCGUCCGUGGUGCCUUCCAGGUCUGCCCAUUCGGAUUCCUCUCGCUAAACGGAAUAUGCGUGAUUGCACGAUUCGUUAUAAGGCGAGGCACUGCUGAGCGCUGUCGGGGGAAUCUCAGUCCACGCCGCGGAUCGUUUUUUUUUGGAUGAAAGCAACGUAAGCGGGAUUGCCUUUUUUACCUCAGCCUUCUGCUCGUUUUGAACAUUUGACAGCUCGGUUGGGUGGAGUCAAUCCGGAAUUCUUCACAUUGGAAUCGCUGGCACACACACACAUUUCAGCAGCACCAUGAAGGACUGCAUCGUCAACAACAGCACAGCCAGCAUCUCCCAAGCCAGGAAAGCGGUGGAACAGCUGAAGAUGGAGGCCUGCAUGGACCGGAUAAAGGUGUCCAAAGCAGCGGCCGACCUGAUGGCGUACUGUGACGCCCACAUACGCGAUGACCCGCUCAUCGUGCCCGUCCCCGCCUCUGAGAACCCCUUCAGGGAGAAGAAGUUCUUCUGCACCAUCCUCUGAUGCCCCUCCCCCGGCCCCGCCCACAUCCCUGGCUCCGCCUUCUGCCUGUUAAAGAAACGUGUUCAUGUUUUUGGGGCAUGGCAUUGCCUGGCUUCACCGUCUUCACCAUAACGGAAGCUAAUGACCUCUUUGGCGUUGGGUUGGCUCAUUUUCUCCCUCCCUUCCCUUCCCCCCUCCCC